This is a messenger RNA of Myotis myotis, 5220 nucleotides long. It is a transcript of the gene NISCH, whose product is annotated as nischarin. The record is from RefSeq and is a predicted model, not a curated record. The coding region runs from base 88 to 4614 and encodes 1508 amino acids. The transcript is spliced from 21 exons. Lineage: Eukaryota; Metazoa; Chordata; Mammalia; Chiroptera; Vespertilionidae. Gene Ontology annotation, cellular component: cytoplasm. Gene Ontology annotation, molecular function: integrin binding; phosphatidylinositol binding; protein kinase binding.
GGGGCCGAGGGGGCCGCGGGGCGGUGGGACGCUGACCCCGCCCCCUGCUGCCGCCUGUCUGCGCCCGGCCGCCGCGGAGCCCGAAACAUGGCGGCCGCGACGCGCAGCUUCGGGCCCGAGCGGGAGGCCGAGCCGGCCAAGGAGGCGCGCGUCGUGGGCUCUGAGCUCGUGGACACGUACACGGUUUACAUCAUUCAGAUCACCGAUGGCAACCAUGAAUGGACAGUCAAGCACCGCUACAGCGACUUCCAUGACCUCCAUGAAAAGCUUGUUGCAGAAAAGAAGAUUGAUAAAAAUCUGCUUCCACCCAAAAAGAUAAUUGGGAAAAACUCAAGAAGCUUGGUGGAAAAGAGGGAGAAGGAUUUGGAGGUCUACCUCCAGACACUCCUGGCCACCUUCCCCGGCGUGGCCCCCAGAGUGCUGGCUCACUUCUUGCAUUUUCAGUUCUAUGAGAUAAAUGGCAUCACUGCUGCACUGGCUGAGGAGCUCUUUGAAAAAGGAGAACAGCUCCUGGGGGCCGGCGAGGUCUUUGCCAUCAGGCCCCUGCAGCUCUAUGCGGUCACUGAGCAGCUGCAGCUGGGAAAGCCCACGUGUGCCAGUGGCGACGCCAAGACUGACCUUGGGCACAUCCUGGACUUCACCUGUCGCCUUAAGUACCUUAAGGUUUCUGGCACAGAAGGACCUUUUGGGACCAGCAACAUUCAGGAGCAGCUGCUGCCUUUUGAUCUGUCAAUAUUCAAGUCUCUUCAUCAGGUGGAGAUAAGCCACUGUGAUGCCAAGCACAUCCGGGGACUGGUCGCCUCGAAGCCCACAUUAGGCACGAUGAGCGUGCGCUUCUCAGCAACCUCGAUGAAGGAAGUCCUCGUUCCCGAAGCCUCAGAAUUUGAUGAGUGGGAGCCAGAAGGCACAGCCCUGGAAGGCCCUGUGACUGCCAUCAUCCCCACAUGGCAAGCACUGACCACUCUAGACCUGAGCCACAACAGCAUCUCCACGAUCGACGAGUCUGUGAAACUGAUUCCAAAGCUUGAGUUCCUGGACAUGAGUCAUAAUGGAGUGCUAGUUGUGGACAACCUGCAGCACCUGUACAACCUCGUGCACCUGGACCUGUCCUACAACAAGCUGUCCUCCUUGGAAGGGGUUCACACCAAACUGGGGAACAUCAAGACUCUGAACCUGGCUGGCAACCUGCUCGAGAGUCUGAGUGGCCUGCACAAGCUCUACUCCUUGGUCAACCUGGACCUCAGCAACAACAGAAUCGAACAGAUGGAGGAGGUCCGGAGCAUAGGCAGCCUCCCGUGCCUGGAGCACGUGGCUCUGCUGAACAACCCCCUGAGCAUCAUCCCCGACUACCGGACCAAGGUGCUGGCUCUGUUUGGAGAGAGGGCCUCUGAGGUCUGUCUGGACAACUCAGUGACCACAGAGAAAGAGUUGGACACGGUGGAAGUGCUGAAAGCAAUUCAGAAAGCCAAGGAGGUCAAGUCCAAACUGGGCCAGCCUGAGAAGAAGGUUGGCGAGGAUUGCCAGCUCUCCGCUGCCCCCUGUGUCAGACCCAGCAGCUCCCCUCCCACCGUGGCUCCCACGUCCGCCUCCCUGCCCCAGCCCAUCCUCUCCAACCAAGGAAUCAUGUUUGUGCAAGAGGAGGCCCUGGCCAGCAGCCUCUCGUCCACGGACAGUCUUACUCCCGAGGACCGGCCCAUUGCCCGGGGAUGCUCUGAUUCCUUGGAGUCCAUCCCUGCAGGACAGGCACCUUCUGAUGAUUUAAGGGACAUACCUGGAGCUGUUGGCGGUGCAAGCUCAGAGCACUCGGAGCCGGAGGUCCAGGUGGUGCCUGGGUCUGGCCAAAUCAUCUUCCUGCCCUUCACCUGCAUUGGCUACACAGCCACCAACCAGGACUUUAUCCAGCGCCUCAGCACACUGAUCCGGCAGGCCAUCGAGCGGCAGCUGCCAGCCUGGAUCGAGGCAGCCAACCAGCGGGAGGAGGGCCAGGGCGAGGAUGACGAGGAUGUGGCUGAGAACCGCUACUUUGAAAUGGGGCCUCCAGAUGUGGAGGAAGAGGAGGAAGGAGGCCGGGGAGAGGAAGAGGAGGAGGAAGAAGAGGAGGAUGGUGAGGAGGAGCGCCUGGCCCUGGAGUGGGCCCUGGGUGCAGACGAGGACUUCUUGCUGGAGCACAUCCGCAUCCUCAAGGUGCUCUGGUGCUUCCUGAUCCACGUGCAGGGCAGCAUCCGCCAGUUUGCCGCCUGCCUCGUGCUCACUGACUUUGGCAUUGCUGUCUUCGAGAUCCCGCACCAGGAGUCACGGGGCAGCAGCCAGCACAUCCUCUCUUCCCUGCGCUUCGUCUUCUGCUUCCCGCACGGCGACCUCACUGAGUUCGGCUUUCUCAUGCCCGAGCUGUGUCUGGUGCUCAAGGUGCGGCACAGCGAGAACACGCUCUUCAUCAUCUCAGAUGCCGCCAACCUGCACGAGUUCCACGCCGACUUGCGCUCAUGCUUCGCCCCGCAGCACAUGGCCAUGCUGUGCAGCCCCGUGCUCUAUGGCAGCCACAUCAGCCUGCAGGAGUUCCUCCGCCAGCUGCUCACCUUCUACAAGGUGGCGGGCGGCUGCCAGGAGCGCAGCCAAGGCUGCUUCCCGGUCUACCUGGUCUACAGCGACAAGCGCAUGGUGCAGACGGCUGCCGGGGACUACUCGGGCAACAUCGAGUGGGCCAGCUGUACGCUCUGCUCUGCUGUGCGGCGCUCCUGCUGUGCACCCUCCGAGGCUGUCAAGUCCGCUGCCAUCCCCUACUGGCUGCUGCUCACACCCCAGCACCUCAACGUCAUCAAGGCUGACUUCAACCCCAUGCCCAACCGUGGGACCCACAACUGUCGCAACCGCAACAGCUUCAAGCUCAGCCGCGUGCCACUCUCCACUGUGCUGCUGGACCCCACACGCAGCUGCACCCAGCCACGGGGUGCCUUUGCUGACGGCCAUGUGCUGGAGCUGCUCGUGGGCUACCGCUUUGUCACCGCCAUCUUCGUGCUGCCCCAUGAGAAGUUCCACUUCCUGCGCAUCUACAACCAGCUGCGGGCCUCGCUGCAGGACCUGAAGACUGUGGUCAUCGCCAAGACCCCUGCGACUGGGGGCCAGUCCCAGCGCCCCCUCGUGGAUGGCCAACCUGCUGAGAACAGGGUCAGUGAUGACCAGAGUCCCCAGGAAGCCCCAGCAGAGGCUCCAGCGCCAGCACCAGCCCCAGAGGAGGCCCCAGAUCUGGCCCGGGCAAAGGCCUCAGCCCCAGAGGACACCCCAGCUCCAGCCCCAGCAGAGACCUCAGUGCCAGCUUUGGUUCCAGCAGAAGCCCCAACAGAGGCCUCAGCCCCAGAGGAGACCCCAGCUGCAGCCUUAGUGGAGGCCCCGGCACCAGCUGAGGCCCCCGCCCAGUACCCAAGCGAGCACCUGAUCCAGUCCACCUCAGAGGAGAAUCAGAUCCCCUCACACCUGCCCGCCUGCGCAUCGCUCCGGCACAUUGCCAGCCUGCGGGGGAGUGCCAUCGUCGAGUUCUUCCACAGCAGCAUUGCAGAGGUGGAGAACGAGGAGCUGAGGCACCUCAUGUGGUCCUCGGUGGUGUUCUACCAGACGCCGGGGCUGGAGGUGACGGCCUGCAUGCUGCUCUCCACCAAGGCCGUGUACUUCGUGCUGCACGACGGCCUCCGCCGCCACUUCUCUGAGCCACUGCAGGAUUUCUGGCAUCAGAAAAACACUGACUACAACAACAGUCCCUUCCACAUCUCCCAGUGCUUUGUUUUAAAACUCAGUGACCUGCAGACAGUCAACGUUGGGCUUUUUGACCAGUAUUUCCGGCUGACGGGCUCCUCCCCGAUGCAGGUGGUGACGUGCUUGACUCGGGACAGCUACCUGACACACAGCUUCCUUCAGCACCUCAUGGCCGUGCUCUCCUCCCUGGAACGCACGCCCUCACCUGAGCCUGUGGACAAGGACUUCUACUCUGAGUUUGGGAACAAGACCACAGGGAAGAUGGAGAACUACGAGCUAGUCCAUGCUAGCCGUGUCAAGUUCACCUACCCCAGUGAGGAGGAGGUCGGGGACCUGACGUUCACCGUGGCCCAGACAAUGGCGGACCCAGGGAAGGCACCGGCCCUCAGCAUCCUGCUGUAUGUGCAGGCCUUCCAGGUGGGCACACCGCCACCUGGGCGCUGCAGGGGCACCUUGCGCCCCAAAACGCUCCUGCUCACCAGUGCCGAGAUCUUCCUCCUGGACGAGGACUUUGUCCACUACCCGCUGCCCGAGUUUGCCAAAGAGCCGCCACAGCGGGACCGGUACCGGCUAGACGAUGGCCGCCGCGUCCGGGACUUGGACCGUGUGCUCAUGGGCUACCAGCCCUACCCGCAGGCUCUCACCCUAGUCUUUGACGAUGUGCAAGGCCACGACCUCAUGGGCAACGUCACCCUGGACCACUUUGGGGAGGUACCAGAUGGCCUAGCCAGAGCCGGCCAGGGCCGCGAGGUCCAGUGGCAGGUGUUUGUCCCCAGCGCCGAGAGCCGAGAGAAGCUCAUCUCGCUCUUGGCCCGCCAGUGGGAGGCCCUGUGCGGCCGGGAGCUGCCUGUUGAGCUCACUGGCUAGCCCAGGGCCCUUCGUGUCCAGCAUGGGCGUCCAUUCAGUGUGGGGAAGCAGGCUUGCUUUUUUUAAAAAAAAUGAUUUCUCCUCCUUUUGGUACCUUCACUUGACUGUCCUCCCACAGAAUGUGAACAUACAUGUUCAGUUGAUUCUUUCUAGUCCCAGGAGUGACAGUGCCGGCCCCUCCAGGGCCUCCUGUGCCGUCGGCCUCCCGUGGAUCUGUGGCCUGCCCCUGGUGGUGCGUGGCAGGCGCAGCAGUGUCCCAGCUUCUGUUGUAGGACUGUUGUGAACACGGGGUGUCGUGAGUCCUCUAUUCCCUUACGCGUCUUCUUCUGAAAUGUCAAGUCCAGUCUCGUUGAUGUUGCUGUUGUCAGGGUUUGCUGCUUAUCAUUGCGCUGGCAGCAAAGUGCACAUUGGAAGUUCCCACCCUGUGCAGUUUUCCUAAGUGAAGGCUGCUUUCUCCUGGUCCAGACGAGCAGGAGAGCCCCGUGCGGGCGGGAGCCCCCAGGCCUUGGGGCUGUGGGAUGGGAGCAGGGGACCUGGAGCUGCCAGCGCCGAGUGUGGCUCCUGUUGCCUAUUUUCUCUAUUCCAAUAAAGUAGAGUGUGACACUG